UUUUCAACGUGUGACACUUAAUGUCUGAUUUAAUCAUUCUCUAUGCAUUUUCAACGAAUUCUCAGUGCAAAAGCUUCUACAUUUUCACAACUCUAUUGCUAUUUUUUGUCAAAUCCAACUUUUCUAUAGUUGUACAACAUUUGAGUGCUUUCAUAAAAGUUGAAGUCUUAUUUUAUGACAAACAUCGGUUCACUGCGUGCAUUGAGCAACACCGGUAUCAAGCACUUGAUAAGGCAAACUCUUGCAAGCCAGCAGCUGACGGUUUUUUCUAGGUCACCGUCAUCAACGGCUUCGCCCGUCAAACGAUUCUUCAGCAGCGGUAGUAGUGUUUGUGCUUUGGUCAAGCGUGCAUUAGACGCCUCAUUAUCUAGUACCUGCAAGAUGAGUGGUGAUUCAGCAAAACCAAAGGUCGUAUUUGUUCUGGGAGCUCCCGGAGCCGGUAAAGGUACCCAGUGCGAAAAGAUUGUGCAUCAUUUCGGCUACACGCACUUAUCGGCCGGAGACCUGCUGCGGGAGGAACGGAACAGAGAAGGAUCCGAGUAUGGAGCGCUGAUUGAAGACAACAUCCGCAAUGGACGUAUCGUUCCAGUGGAGAUUACCUGUGCACUACUGGAGAAUGCUAUGAAUAAAACCAGAGAGACAACCGGGAACGAUAAGUUUCUUAUCGAUGGAUUUCCUCGGAACGAAGACAACUUGCAGGGCUGGAAUAGCAAGAUGUCGGAAAAAGUGCAGUUGCAAUUUGUGCUAUUCUUCGAGUGCACCGAAGACCAGUGCAUCGUCCGUUGUUUAAGGCGUGGCGAAAGCAGCGGCCGCUCGGACGACAACCUGGAGAGUUUAAAAAAGCGUUUCAACACUUACAUUAACGAUACGAUGCCGAUCGUGGAACACUACAAGAAGCUGGAUUUGGUGAAGACUAUCGAUGCUGUCGCUGGACCGGAUGAAGUAUUCGAGAAAGUGAAAUGGCCUUUCGCAGAAGUCAAUUAGAACACCGGUGAUUGUGCGGCUCCGGUAAGUGUCCAACCGAUAUUCCAUUGUUUAAUGCCAAAUGGGAGUUUGAAGCGUAUUAGCAGCUUAGGUUUUUUUGUUUCAAGCCAUUCCGAAAAGAUUAUUACUGAACUGUCUUUUACUUCAUGCUCACAAUUAUGUGCGGUCUACCAGUCAAUUUUCAAGUAUUUAUGUUUUCUACUAGAAGUUUGUCAGAAAUAAAUAAAUAAACCGUAACUACACAUGUGCAAAUUACUGAUCAGUACUUUGGACAAGUUAGCGAAUCUAGCGCUGCAAUACGUAAGUUUAUUUCGUUAACUUUAUUCGGUAGGUCACCUAGGGUAAAGUCAAUCGGUUAGGCUGAAUUGUGUGUGUCGUGGCUCUAGCAAAAUUAGAACGAAUUGAGUAGACAAAUAAAACGAGUCAUGGUGUCUUAGCUUUAAAAA
Wyeomyia smithii (pitcher-plant mosquito) is the source of this 1430-nucleotide messenger RNA. It is a transcript of the gene Dak1, whose product is annotated as UMP-CMP kinase. The coding region runs from base 175 to 984 and encodes 269 amino acids. The record is from RefSeq and is a predicted model, not a curated record. The transcript has 2 exons. Gene Ontology annotation, molecular function: UMP kinase activity; ATP binding. NCBI's taxonomy places the organism in Eukaryota, Metazoa, Arthropoda, Insecta, Diptera, Culicidae. Gene Ontology annotation, biological process: CDP biosynthetic process; UDP biosynthetic process; 'de novo' pyrimidine nucleobase biosynthetic process. Gene Ontology annotation, cellular component: cytoplasm; nucleus.